AUGGGAAAGGGAGCAAAUGAUAAACAGAGUGGUUUCUGGAUGUUUAUGGAACAUUUUAUUAGGCCGAAAUUGCAACGUGAAUUGGGUAGACGAGUAGGACCAUUAGAUUUGAUGCAUUUUGGAAUGCCUCAUUGGACUGAUUUAAGUUAUGAGGAACGACAAGAAUGGAAGAAAAGAGCGAAGGAAUAUAAUAAUUCAGAAGUGGGAAGGAAUGAAAGAAUGUUAAAGCGGCUCGAUUAUCAUCGAAGAAGGUAUCAUGAAUCAGCAGAUUUCUCGCAACCUUGUACGUCAGGAAAUUCGAAGUCAAAGACUAAACUGUCGUCAUUUCGUUACGAUGAAAUUGAUCAAUAUUCGCGUAAAUAUUUUGCUGGGAUUGGUGAUGAUUUUGAAGCAAAACGUGAAAAUGAUCGAAAAAAAUUCAUCGAUCACUAUCAAUGGAGAUUUACACAGAAAGAAUGCGGAAGCAAGAAAGAUUUUUUCAUUAAAUCGGAGAUUAUAAUUGUGACAGCGAAUAUUUAUUAUGAAGACAGCUCCAGUAAGCGGAUGAUACCAUCCGAAAUUUCAAUAUUAAAAUUCAGUCUUAAUCGCGGAAUUUAUGGCAAGCGUCAUUACAUCUUAGGUUUUGCGAGAAAUGGAAUAUCAUGCGAGAAUAAUAAAGUAGAGGCUGAAGAAAAUGAGCAAAUGACUGGAUUGUUAAUGGAUUGUGAUAGAAUAUCUACAAAUGUCCGAUUCGAUUAUAUUCAAGUUUGGGAUGAAAUAAAAGCGUUUACGAGAAUAAAUGGUAGUGGCGAGAAACUGUUGUUGCUUUCCAAAGAUUGGAAUACAGUUGUCGGAUCAUUUGAUACCCUUUUUGUGCAUGCGAAUGAAAAAUCAUUUUCUCGUGUUGAAACACAUUUUGCAACUUUGGAAGAUUAUUUCAUGGCUCUUUAUGCAACAGUAAAUGAUGUUCGUGUUAAUGAUGCUAUUAAAUCUGAUGUCGCAAUGGAAAUGAACGAACAAUGGCACCAUGCUGUAUUUUAUGAUUUCACAACUUGCGAUUUUCAUGCUGGAUUGAAAUAUACCGAGCAGUGUCAAGCUAGGAAUUGUUCUCUUUUUGCUGCUCACAAAGCCAUAUUCAACUUUUUUACACUUUGCAAGAAGCAUGUUUUUUCUUCAUGCAAAUUUACUGAACAACAAAUAUUGAAUAAAGAAUUAUUAUCAACAAAUGAAGAUGAUUUCUUGGAGAGUAUAUCACAGCAACAACCACAUUUACGAUCAACCAAACAUGCAGCAAGCUAUGGUUCGAUUGAGAAUAUAUCAAAACAGUUGAUGUUACCUAAAAAUGGAAACGCUGAAAUAGCUUAUAGUGAAAGAGAUAGGAUUUUCGCUGAUUCAAACCUAAUUGAUGACGAUAGUGAUACAGAAUUAUUCCGCAAUGCUUCGAUCCCGCAAUCAUUAUCUGAAGGCUAUCAAAAUGAUUCGUUUUUGAAAAUGUCAAAUCAAGCAAAACAAACUUCUACACUCUCAUUAAAAGAAAUAGAAGAAGCAGCUACUAAUAAUGUAAAAGACAUUCAAAAAUCGUUUUGCGGUCACACUAUUUCAACUUAUAAUACUUGUUCUGUUUCAUCGAAAGUCAAUCAAAAUGGAAUUGUUUCAUCAAAUGGACCAUCAACAGAAUUUAGCUCAAAUUUAUUGUCCUAUUCACCGAAGUCGCCUUCUAUCGAUAAUUUACUCCCUGUGCGAACACUUGGCGGUUUCUGCAUUCCAAAUGUCUGUAAGACAGAUUACUCAUGUAAUCAACAAACUACAUUGGUAUCAUCCAAAGAGAUCGGAAUUCAACAGAAAAACACACAUUCAAGCACGAAUCAAGAAGUAGAUAUUGCAAAAUCGCUCAUUUUGGAGCCUGUCAUUUGCAAAGAGGCAGAAAUGUUCGGCUGGUCAGAAAACUUACAAAACAAUGAUCUUGAUAAGAAAUUUGCCUUGUGGCUAGAUUCGGCAUAUUUUGAACCUAUGAUGUCAAAGGAGUAA
Brugia pahangi is the source of this 2007-nucleotide messenger RNA. NCBI's taxonomy places the organism in Eukaryota, Metazoa, Nematoda, Chromadorea, Rhabditida, Onchocercidae. The record is from the annotation of a GenBank genome assembly.